UAGAAAAUUCCAAUGCCAAUCACAACAAAUUGGAAUUGGAUUGAAAAAUUCUAACGUAUUAUAAUAAUGAUUGCUAAGAAAUGUUAGUGUUUUUCUUCCUUACAUUCACCUUUCAAAGAAUAAAUACAGUAUAUCUCUAUGACUAUGAGCAGUCCACAUCCCGCUCGUUUGCUAUGGACGACUUUGACUUCGAACCGAUGGUGCCUCUCGCCAAAGACAGGGAAAAGCUGACAGUGACAAAGAACAUCAACUGCGACGACUUCUCGAGAUAUGCUCUCAACUGUACUAUGGAAGCCGCUGUAAUUUAUAAUUCUAGCAAGAAAUCACCCCCCAUGCCAGCUAAAAUUGGAGACUGGUGCAAAGCCAUUAGACACCUAACGAGCUGUGCUAUAGACUGGAACUCGGAUUGCAAAGAUGUCACCGAAAGCCAUUUCAAUGAGGAAAGUAUCAAGGGCCAUAUGCACGUUGUAACCAACGUGUGUGAUGACGAGUGGUUUCUCACGCAAUAUGACAACCUGCCCAGUUGUAUAGAAAAAUCAUCCGACUCCUGGGAGACGUGUUAUACAGAAUUCAAAAACGUUGUGGACGCGCACAAGAAUACCACACACGAGUGGACGCAUUUUGAAACUCACUUCUUUCUUUGUUGCGCUCGAGCCCAAUUCCGAAGAUGCACGCUGGACGCCCUUUUCAAGUCCUCGUCGAAGUGCCAACACGAGCAAGCGGUCACGAUGCAGAAAUUCUCAGUGAUAGUUUCAGAAGGUGACGUGUUUCAGGAUUGCGACACGAAUAUGCUGUACGCCAACUGUCCCGGCGGUGACCCUCGACCUUCGGGAAACCAGCUCGAGAAACUAAUGAAUGCUAACGCUUUUUACAACGAAGCGCAGACGUUACAAAAUUUGAAUGUGUUCUUGUUUUGUUUAGUAAACGCGUUUCUAUGAGA
This is a messenger RNA of Manduca sexta (tobacco hornworm), 940 nucleotides long. RefSeq lists its product as uncharacterized. The coding region runs from base 81 to 938 and encodes 285 amino acids. The transcript has 6 exons. The record is from RefSeq and is a predicted model, not a curated record. NCBI's taxonomy places the organism in Eukaryota, Metazoa, Arthropoda, Insecta, Lepidoptera, Sphingidae.